Messenger RNA from Hermetia illucens (black soldier fly), 952 nucleotides. Its product is annotated as farnesol dehydrogenase-like. The transcript is spliced from 3 exons. Lineage: Eukaryota; Metazoa; Arthropoda; Insecta; Diptera; Stratiomyidae. The coding region runs from base 58 to 813 and encodes 251 amino acids. The record is from RefSeq and is a predicted model, not a curated record. Gene Ontology annotation, molecular function: oxidoreductase activity.
CCAGUUCUCGAAUUUCAUUCAUUUUCAGAUACUUUCUUAAUUCAGUUUACUUUCACAAUGGAUCGUUGGCAAAACAAAGUGGCUGUUGUUACCGGUGCAAGUUCUGGUAUUGGUGCCGCAGUUGCUCAGGACUUGGUGAAGGCUGGUCUCAUCGUUGUUGCCCUGGCUCGCCGUGAAGAACGUCUACGAGAAAAUAAGGGAAAAUUGGAAGUUCCCUUGCGAGCUCGAUAUCACCCAAUCAAGUGUGAUGUCACCAAAGAUGCUGAAGUAAAAGCGGUUUUCUCCUGGGUGGAGAAUAAUCUCGGAGGAGUAGAUAUUUUAGUAAAUAACGCUGGAAUAGCCCGACUGGGUGUUCAACUCUCUGAUCCUGACAAUACACAAGUGAUAGAUGAUGUCGUAGAUACAAACAUAAAAGCGACUGCGUAUUGUGUACGGGAAGCUUUCAAUUCAAUGAAAACGCGCAACUUCGAUGGACAUAUCAUUAUUGUCAACAGCGUUCUCGGCCAUAAGAACCCGAUGCUGCCCCAAUCGUACUCUUUUAAUAUCUACCCAGCGUCUAAAUUUGCGGUGACCGCCAUGGUCGAAACCUAUCGUCAAGAGUUUGUAAAUGCAGGGACGAAAGUGAAGAUAACAAGUAUCAGUCCGGGAAUCGUAGAAACUGAAGCUAUACCGGAUGUCGAGGCACAGAAGAAAGCGGGAACGCCGUUCUUGGAAGUUGAGGAUAUAUCGAACGCUAUUUUGUAUGUUCUAGGAACACCACCACACGUCCAAGUUCAUGAAUUAAUCAUCAAACCGAUCGGGGAACGGCUCUGAACUGGAUGAAAUAGUUACGCUGCAAACUUUACUUGGGAUAAUACUGAAUUGCAAAUUGCAAACACAAACUGUAUAUCGAAACCUUACAAAUAUUCUGUAUUCUAAGUAAAUCUAUGAAAUAUAAGUAAAUCUUAUCACA